Sorex fumeus (smoky shrew) is the source of this 1579-nucleotide messenger RNA. It is a transcript of the gene GPRIN2, whose product is annotated as G protein regulated inducer of neurite outgrowth 2. The transcript is spliced from 2 exons. The record is from RefSeq and is a predicted model, not a curated record. Gene Ontology annotation, cellular component: plasma membrane. Gene Ontology annotation, biological process: neuron projection development. Lineage: Eukaryota; Metazoa; Chordata; Mammalia; Eulipotyphla; Soricidae. The coding region runs from base 187 to 1548 and encodes 453 amino acids.
UGACGGACGGUGACCCGCGGCGUGUCGGUAGGCCCUGCCCGGCGCAAUCCCGCGCCAGCUCGGACUCCUGCUUCGGCUCCAUCUUGGGUCGCGGCGCCGGGCACCUGUGGCGGCCGCAGGAGCAGCGCUUCCUCCCGCCUGCGCGGCCCCGGGCGGGCAGGAGCAUAAGAGGUCAGCUUGGCAGCCAUGAGCACCCGCCACCCUGAGCCAGCUGCGCAGGCACCCCGGAGCCCCGGCCCGCAGCCCCUGUCCCGGAGCUCGUCCAGCCUGCUGAGAGAAGGCGGGGGGCCCAGGCCCGAGCUCCGCAAGAGCGCCAGCAGCACCGUGUGGCAGCCCCAGCCGGCCGAGGACAACACCGGUCCCAAGGCACUGGCGGUAGCCGGACCCCAGGCUGAGGGCAGGGAGCAGGCGCUGACCUCCAGCCCUCGGGCCGGCCGCUGGCGGAGCAGCACCGUGGGCAAUGUGUCGAGUGUGAGUGGGGGCGGCCUGUGUCACCUGCGGACCCCUAGCACUGUGGCUGUACAGAGGAGCCACUCAGACCUCACCCGGGUCAUCCAGACCCGGGGCCCCAGCGGGGCUCACAAGGCCAGUCUCAGCUGCUCGGCCCUGGGCAGCUCGCCGGUCCACAGGGCUCGGCUGCAGCCUGGCACCACUUCCGGCCCAGGAAGCCAGGCUUCUGUGGACCCUGACCGGGACCUGGGUCCCAAGGAUGGGACUUCAGACUCAGCCUGGACCCCGGGAGAGAGUCAGGUGUGCGUGCCACAGCUCGCCCACGGGGACGCAGACACCCAGAGCAGCAGCCCCCGGGCAGGGCCAGAAGCCCCUGGACAGCUGGCCGCCACCACCAGCCAGGCCUUACCCCCAGCAGCGCGGCAUUGUGGCAUGAGGGAGGCGGGGGCUGGGGGCUGCUGCCAUGUGCUGCCCACCCCGGGCAUCCUGGCCUUUCCCAAGCUGGUGGCAUCCGUGAGUGAAUCUGGUUUACAGGCUCAGCAUGGGGCAAAGUUGCAGUACCUGUUGCCAGGGGUGCUCCCUGGACACACCCACUACUGUGCCCACCCUUGGGGUCCCCCUGGCUUUACCACGGAAUCGGGCACCAGGACCAAGGAUGUAUGUACCAUGACCUCAGCCAGUGACCUGGCGCCCACGCCGGCGGCCCUGCCCUCAGCCCAGGACGCUGGUGUGCAGGUGGCCCCGACGGCCGCCUGCAAGGCCGUGGCCACCAGCCCGCCCCCCGAGGCCCCCGUGGCCUUGCACGCCUUCCCGGAGGUGAUCCUGGGGUCCGGCCUGGAGGAAACGUCCUCACCCGUGCGCGAUGUGCGGUGGGAUGCAGAAGGCAUGACGUGGGAGGUGUACGGAGCCGCGGUGGACCCUGAAGUGCUCGGCGUGGCCAUCCAGAAGCACCUGGAGAUGCAGUUCGAGCAGCUGCAGCGGGUGCCCACCAGCGAGGACGGGCUGUCCGCCGAGGGCCGCCGGGGGCCCCUGCGCGCCGUCAUGCAGUCCCUGCGGCGCCCCAGCUGCUGCGGCUGCUCGGGCGCAGCCCCCGAGUGAGAAGCUGCAGCCUCUGGACGUGGCCUGAACC